UUCUAUUAUGCAUCAUCAUCUUCUCCAAUAAUGAAUCCGUUCAUCCACUUCUGUUUCUUCCCCUAGAAAAUUGCGCAAACCUAGAGAAAAAGAGAGAGAGAAAACAGUUGAUGAGAUUCUACAAGAGAGAGAAAAAAAAAUCCUCUGAUCUGUCUAUCUCAAUUCGAUAUCGCAGCAUUUUCCCAUCGUUGCGAUACGAGAUCCCUGAAUGAAAGACUAACGAUCUAGGUUUGAAAAUUUUCCUUGAUUUUCUGGUUGAAUCAAUUGAGAAUGAUUUCGAAUCCAAGUCUAUUGUCUUACACAUGCAUCGCGAAAGGAACCGUCGUCCUCGCGGAGUUCGCAUCAAAGGAAGAGCCAGGAAUCGAAGACGUAGCUCUACGAUGCAUCGAGAACACGCCUCCACACCAUUCAAUCUUCUCUCACACAGUUCACAAGAAGACCUACACAUUCGCAAUCGAUGAUGACUCCUUGGUCUACUUCGCGAUUAUGGACGAAACCAUGGAGAAACCAGAAUCCUUCCGGGUCCUAAGUCGGUUGAGAUCAGCUGUUGAAGAUCUCAUCAGAGGAGGAGGUGGAUCCGAUGCCUUGAUCAAUAAUCCUGCUCCGCGUUGUCUCCAAGCGGAGAUGGAUCCAGUUUUCGCGGAGAUUUUCGGUGGUGUUGAUUUGGAAUUGGACAUGGAUUUGGUUGGAUCUCCGAGGAGCGUAGCCAGGGAGAGCAGGAAUUUGAGUAUCGAUUCGACCAAAGGGAGGAGAGCUGCGUUGAUGCCGCUUCUGGGUAAGCCGUUGAAGGCGUUGAAGAAGAAAAAGAGGUUGCAUACGGAAGAUUCUGGUGAGGUUGGUAUGGUUAAUGAGAUGUCGGAGAAGAAGGUUGAUUUAUGCGGGAAUGGGAACGGUGGAGUGUUACGCAAGGAACUGAGGAAUGGUUUGUUAACAGAUCACCAUAAGGCGAAACAGAUGUGGAAGAAACAUGUGUGGGUGGUUUUGAUUUUCGAUUUCUGCAUCUGUGCUGUUCUGUUCGGAAUCUGGCUUUGGGUUUGUCAAGGUUUUCAAUGCGUUAAUGGAUAA
Eruca vesicaria subsp. sativa (arugula) is the source of this 1065-nucleotide messenger RNA. NCBI's taxonomy places the organism in Eukaryota, Viridiplantae, Streptophyta, Magnoliopsida, Brassicales, Brassicaceae. The record is from the annotation of a GenBank genome assembly.